Dufourea novaeangliae is the source of this 2002-nucleotide messenger RNA. RefSeq names its product putative fatty acyl-CoA reductase CG5065. The record is from RefSeq and is a predicted model, not a curated record. The transcript is spliced from 9 exons. Gene Ontology annotation, cellular component: peroxisome. The coding region runs from base 83 to 1684 and encodes 533 amino acids. Gene Ontology annotation, biological process: long-chain fatty-acyl-CoA metabolic process. Gene Ontology annotation, molecular function: alcohol-forming very long-chain fatty acyl-CoA reductase (NADP+) activity. Lineage: Eukaryota; Metazoa; Arthropoda; Insecta; Hymenoptera; Halictidae.
UCGCAGUUGAGAUUCACCCGUCGUUGAAUUCACAUCGGACCGAUUAUAUUGGGAGUUAGUCCAGUCCAGGUACAUAAACGAGAUGACAUCAGAAAGAAGUGAUGCGUAUAUAGACGAUAUAUUGGAUUUCUCUGAAUUACCAGCUUUAAACAAUGAAAAAAGUAAUAUCGUCGAAUUUUUUGCUCAGACGAACGUUUUGGUAACAGGAGGGACAGGUUUUCUGGGCAAGUUACUCAUCGAAAAAUUACUGAGAUCCUGCCCGGACAUUAAGACUUUGUACAUGGUAGUAAGAUCGAAAAAGGGGAAAAGUUCGGAGGAAAGAUUUAAAGAAGCCUUCGAUGAAGUUAUAUACGAGAGAUUGAAGCGCGAACAGCCUAAUUUCUUCAAUAAGGUGGUAAUGAUAGAAGGAGAUGCGGCAGAAGAAGAUUUUGGUUUCACACCGGAAAUUAAAGAAAUCUUAAUGAAUACCAAUAUUAUUUUCCAUGCUGCUGCAACCGUUCGAUUCGACGAGAAACUCCGUUUAGCGGUGAACAUCAAUGUGAGAAGUACAAAAUCUAUGCUGUUAUUUGCAAGGCAACUACCGAAUUUAAAGGCAUAUGUACAUGUAUCAACUGCAUACUCCCAUUGUGUACGUAAAAGUAUUGAUGAAAAACAUUAUGAUGCUCCUAUCGAAGGUGAUAAGUUGAUAUCCUUGGUGGAUAGUUUGGAUGAUGACAAACUACUAAAAAUUGGCCCUGUAUUGCUCGACCAUUGGCCCAAUAACUAUGUCGUUACUAAAGCUACUGGAGAAUAUAUGGUAUUGAAAUAUGGGGUUGGACUUCCAAUAUGUAUCGUUCGACCUUCUAUUAUCAUAUCAACAGCCAAAGAACCAAUUAUUGCAUGGACAAACAAUUUGUAUGGAGCGACAGGUGUCGUUAUGGGUACUGCUUUGGGUCUAUUACGUACCUUACACUGUAAACCAGAAGUGAAAGCAGAUAUUAUACCUGCGGAUUAUGUUGUUAAUAAUAUUGUCUCUGCUGCUUGGGGAAUUGGUAAUAGGAAAUUGCCAGAACUGGAGCAGCAAUCCAAUCUAUCUAAUGAAGACAAAAUACCUAUUUAUAAUACAGUGUCCUCGUGUCAAAGACCAAUUACUUGGGGACAAUUCUUGGAACUGAAUAAAUUUUAUGGCAUUAGUGUCCCUUCCAAAAAAGUACUUUGGUAUCAUUCGAUAAUCCUCCAAAGAAAUUUUUUUCUAUACCACAUCUAUUCUUUCUUCUUACAUUCAAUACCAGCAGUUAUUGUUGAUACAAUUGCAUAUCUCAUUGGACAAAAACCUAUACUGGUAGAUGCAUAUAGGAAAAUACAUAAAUUUAGCAAGGUAAUACAUUACUUUUCAACACAAGAGUGGGAGUUUCGAAACGAAAAUGUUAUGAAACUUUGGCAGAAACUGAAUUCUGUUGAUCGAGAAACUUUUUACUUCAAUAUGGAACACCUAGAUUGGCAUGAGUACCAUUACCAUCAUAUUAGGGGUCUUCGUAUGUACAUGUUAAAAGAUCCACUUGACACUAUAGAGGAAGGUCUCGUGAAAUACAGGAAGCUACGUAUAGCGCACUACACGAUAUUAACAAUAAUCGCACUGUUACUUCUAUGGAUGUUUGUGUCUUUUGUAAGUUUUCUUUGGUCCUUCUGCCCCUUAGCACAUUAACGGUUGAUUAUUUUAGCCCCGUAAUCUCCUCUUCAGAACGGUAAAUUAUUUCAAUGCAACUACUUCACAUAAUUAUACGCGUCCUUAUUACUGAAAACACCUGUUCAUUGUGACUAUGUGAACAUGUUUUACUAUGACGCUGAUAGAUGUCGCCACGAAUCUGUACCUUCUUGAGUAAAGUGCAUGUGUCAAGAGUUUUUAACUUUCGUUACAUCCUAUUUCACAAACGAUAAAUCUAGAGUACUUGAACUUCAAAUUCUUUUAUCAAAAUAUAUUGAAAUGUUUUAUUAUGAACUUUAUUAAUAUAGUAUAUUUAUU